Messenger RNA from Phyllopteryx taeniolatus (common seadragon), 2077 nucleotides. Its product is annotated as fibrinogen alpha chain. Gene Ontology annotation, biological process: blood coagulation. Bases 720 to 1274 code for a protein of 184 amino acids. The transcript is spliced from 4 exons. Lineage: Eukaryota; Metazoa; Chordata; Actinopteri; Syngnathiformes; Syngnathidae. The record is from RefSeq and is a predicted model, not a curated record.
AGUUCUGUGCGUGUGUGUGUAUUUUAGUGGGAUCCACUUGAAAACCAUGUGGUCCUGGGAUUCCUCAUUGGUGAAGGCCACACAUACGCUUCUCACAACAACAAAAAAUCAGGGCUGAACCUUAAAUGCAGUAGAAGCUUCACAGGUUUCUCUAAAAUGUUCAAUGUGCAUGUCCGGUUGUUCCAUGGUUCAGUACUUUGGGUCGAACAAGAGCUUAACAGCAAAAUUCACUUUUUCAAUUCAAUGUUUUAUUUUCCAAAGACAUCCAUCCAUUCUAUGCCUUUCUGUGGCUCCUCCCAGUUGAAACCUGCUGGUGGCAGUCAAAGCUCAGUGGCCUCUUCUGUCUGAGAACAUCAUGGCGUCAACAGGAAGUUGCAUAUUUCAUGCUUGUGUUUGGCAAACAAAUCUGUCACUCCAGUGUCUGUCUUGAAGUUCUAUCCAAAAGCAAACAAUCCUGGCGGCCUCGGACCCUGCGCACGCCGUGUCCCCGCUAACCACAUAUUUGCAUUGCGCCCACAGCAUGCGCAAGGCUGCACGUCCAACACGAACGCCAGCAGCCCAGCCUCUCCCCCGAUCGACGACACUGCCCCGCCCGGUCGGACGUAUCGCCCUGUUCCCAUGACGACUGGGGCAGGAAGUGUCCGUCCGGCUGCCGCCUGCAUGCUGUCCUCUCGCGGGCGGACACGGAAGCUGACAGGAAGCUCUAUGGAUUCUGUAAGAUGGCCGAGGUGUUGGAGGCCAAGGUUGAAGAGUUCAUGGCGAAGGUCGCCAAGGUCUACCGCCAUCACCGGAGGAUCCUUGUCAUCCAACACGUGUCGGAGCUCAAGUUCGUGCAAGACGCCGUCGAGUUGGCGAGGAACCUGACAUCGCUACGGCAACGAUCAUUGCGGCUGCGGUGGAAACUGGAGGAGCUGAAUGAGCGCGUACAGCGACAGGUGGAAGAGCUGUGGAGAGCUGAGGUGGACGUGGACAUGAAGCUGCGAGCGUGUGGGGGCUCCUGCAGGGCGGCGCUGUCGUUCAGCGUCGACCACGACGGUUAUCGGGCACUGAGGGCUGGCGCGGCUGAGAUCGAACGCCAGAGAAGCGAGGAGGUCCCGCCUCCUCGAGAUAUCCCACCAAUCAAACUGCGGCCCACGCUCGUGGGCCCGACCGCGUCCAAAGCGUACAAGCGGAUCCCGACGGUGCGGCGAGAACUGCUCACCCAGUUUGAGGACAUCGGACAAAACCAGCUCUUUGUGGACAAGUCUGAGAAUGUCGCAUCCCAAGAAUCGUAGCACCUCUCCGACAUGCACUACCCAAAAUAUUAUUAAUAUCAGUUAGACAUUGACAAGUAUUGGGGCGUUGAAUUGAUCACCACUGGACUGUCGCAGUUGUCUGAAUCUGAGCAGGCAUCAUCAGUCCAUGCACAAGGCUUGCUAGGACAGGUUUUUGGUGUGGAACCACGUUGGCGCCAUGCCCCAAACCCCGAAUGGUGUCAUUUAUUUUCGAAUGCACGACUCAUUCAGAUGCCUUGCAGAGGCCACAGUCCGUCACCAAGAGUCAUUGGGUAGAAACUCCCUCCAUAAUAUUCCAUUCCGUUGUAAAAAAAAAAAGAGGUUCUAAAAUAAUAUGAUAUAUUAUAUAAAUGUAUUAGAAAUAUAUGUUAGUAUUCGGUGCAUUAAAAAGGUCUAUUUUUCCUGCUGAAUUCAGUACAGGCGACAUAGCUCGUUUACUUCCCGGUGUGUAUUAUUUAGAGUGCUAUACUCACCUUUUUAUUUUGUAACAUUGUGUGUUACAGUUUUACACUGUGGUUCAGUAACGUCCAAAAACAAGUUCCGGCUUCAACUGGAUUUACUGAACGCUUGUGUUUAACUGACUGAGAAACUGCACCACUGGUGAGACCAGAACAGUCAGAAAGAAAGAAAGAAAGAAUGAAAGGUCAUUGUUUACAAUAAUUUGUCAUUUUGUAUUAUGUGUCAUUGAAAUUGCAUGUAUCAAAAGUAUUUGCGGUAUCGGUGAGUACUCGCAUUCCUAAUUCUGACAAUGUGUAUGUCUUCUGAAUCAAAGAAUAAAAAAUUGGGCUAUAUAAUGAUUAUCA